GUGUAAAUCAAAAUAUAUGAUUAUAAGUGAAUAAAUUUGAAAUGUAUUCACAUCAUUUUUUUUUCAUCAGGCACCAACCGUCAGUCUUUCACAUGAAUUGUAUGGCAAGUCUGCUACUUGAAGACAUUCCAUCACUGCCAAAUAGUUUCGUUUUUGGAGUGAGAUAGUGAUUUGGCUUUCGUUUGUUAACACAUCACCUAGAAAUAUACACCUUCAAUACUUAUUUCAAUACACCUAUUUUUCAUGAUUUCAUUUUUAUUGAGAUAUAUUUUGUAAUGUGAUUCCGAUUUUCGUAGUAGAGAUGAUGGCUACUGCGUCCAAACUUUAUUUAUUUACAUUAUGUUGUCAUCUAUUUCAUUUCAAGCAAUUCUGUUUUUUUCUUUCUUUCUAGAUUAUUUACAGGUUUCAGCAAAGCUCAAAUUGAACAUGACUUUCGUUCACUUUCUCAAUUGUAUGGCUCUGGCUUAUGCACCAUACGUUGUUGCCUAUAAGACGUCUAUUUUAUCAGAGUAUAAUGCUCUAAGCCGUGUCGUUUUCGCUGGAUUUAUUUAUAUGGUGACUCAACUUGGAAAAAUGAUGUUACUUGCUACGUUCUUUCCUACUAUGGAAAAUACGGGAAGUGAUUUUAAUGUGAUGGCAGAAUUUUUAAAAACUCUCGUUGAUUUUAUUGAUCUUGUCGGAAUUUAUUUCAUCAUCAAUCGAACCAUUGGAAAACCCGAAUUGAAAGUACUAAUCGCUGGAAUGGGAUGGUCAGGUGCAGAAGUCGUUUUCACCAAUCUAAUUCCUUUCUGGGUCGGAGCGAGAGGCUUAGAAUUUGAUUGGAAAUUCAUGAGAAUGUCACUCGAUGCUAACAUCACUCUCGUUCAUGUUAUGGCAGUUUCGGCCCUUGUAUGGGCAUAUUUACGUACGGACCUAAACAAGAACCUUGUACCUGUUGUCACAGCUCUUCUCGCCAUGUCUGUGUUCCGGAAUUUUAUUGUUGAAGUUAUUUCUAUUGCAGCAGGUUUUUCACCAUGGGUUUCACUGUUGUUGAGAGCUGUAUUUACGUCCGUGAUUGCUACACUAUCAUUACAACUAUAUGAAGGUCUUGCGAAGGAGUCUUCAUGAUAUAUUUUCAUGAAUUGAAGUCAAAUCAAAGAUGUGUUUGGAGAUCGAGGAAGACAUUUGGAGGCAAAAUUAUUAAGGAAAAUACUAUUAUUAAUAAAGAUGAACGAGUAUUAGAAAUGUGCUGUAUAUUGAUGUUUAUGAUUGGUUUGUGUUUUUACCAGUAACAGAGUCAUUUUGCAGCAAAAUAAGUUUUCGACAAUCUCAACUGAUCACAAUUAUUUUCAAGUUGUCCCUUUUAAUGUCGUCAAUUCAAUUUGAAAGACAUUGAAUCCUGGACUUUUAUUGUAAUUAUUGAGCAUAAUUUCUAUUUCCUAAUUGUGGUUCUUUGCGUUUUUUUCUUAAUUUUUCAAAUCCAGUGGUAUUUUAAUAAUUGUCAUCUGUGGUAUGUGUAUGUCUGUAUGAUUAUUUUGAUAAUUCUUUUCCAUGAUACACAAUACACAUCAAAAUUCAGUUUGGGUAUUGAGUUCCACAACAUUUGUAAGAUAUAGAUUUAUGUUUAAAUUUAAUUAGGGUACCGUAUUUGCUCGUUUUGUAGCCCGGGCAUAUAUUUUUUUAAC
Messenger RNA from Styela clava, 1664 nucleotides. RefSeq names its product BOS complex subunit TMEM147-like. The record is from RefSeq and is a predicted model, not a curated record. Lineage: Eukaryota; Metazoa; Chordata; Ascidiacea; Stolidobranchia; Styelidae.